This is a messenger RNA of Thlaspi arvense, 189 nucleotides long. The record is from the annotation of a GenBank genome assembly. NCBI's taxonomy places the organism in Eukaryota, Viridiplantae, Streptophyta, Magnoliopsida, Brassicales, Brassicaceae.
AUGAGAAUUAACAGACUCUUUGAGAUUAUAAAUCCUCAAAUUGCAAGAGAAGCAGGGAGUGAGGAGAUUCUUCUUAUGUGUGAGAUUGGAAGGGACAUAGAGGUCUACAAUGAAAGAAAUAGUAGCAGAGUUAGAGGGAUUAAGAAAGAAACAAAAAUGCUUGCAAUUCAAUCAGGACAUUGUUGGUGA